Cyclospora cayetanensis is the source of this 204-nucleotide messenger RNA. Its product is annotated as THAP domain-containing protein 11-like. The record is from RefSeq and is a predicted model, not a curated record. The annotation marks the transcript as partial. The transcript has 4 exons. NCBI's taxonomy places the organism in Eukaryota, Apicomplexa, Conoidasida, Eucoccidiorida, Eimeriidae.
AUGGCAGCGGGGGGGGCCCCCUGCUGGGCAGGGCUCGUCGGGGAGGCUCCUGCUGGUGCUGCUGCUGCGAGAGGGUGGGAAGAGGCGCUUGCCCCCCGCAUGCAGCAGCAGCAGCAGCAGCAGCAGCGGCAGCAGCGGGUGGAGAAGCAGCUGCAACAGGAGCAGUCGCUGUUGCUGCAGUUGUUGCAGCAGCAACAUCAGGAG